AUGUUGUCACGACGCCUUGCCCGCGCCGCGACAGCAGCUACCCCGCGCUCAGGUCUGCGUGCCUUCACCAGCACAGCUGCCCAGAGUCGCACACCCUCGCUCGGCGAUAUCGAACAUGAGAACGUCGAGUCCUUUAACAGCAAGCAGAAGGCAUUCCGGGAGCAGCUAGCGGAGGCACAGAAACAGCGGGAAGCCAGUGCGUCUCCUUCCUCUUCCAAAUCUUCUAUUCCUGGUGUUGGCCAGGGCCUGGGCUCACUUAGCACUGCAAAAGAACGCGCACAGGAACACGCCGAGAAGGAGCCCGCUCGUAAGGCGGGCCCACUGACCAACCUGAUCUAUGGCACAAAGGAGGGCCGAGAGAUGGAUGCUCAGAUCGAGGCGAGCUUCAGCCAGGUCCUUGCCCGAGGCAAGUAUGUCCACAGCAUCGUCUUCCACGAGGUGAAGCCUGAUAAGGUCGACGAAUAUGUCGAUCUUGUCGGCAAGUGGUAUCCUCGUAUGGCAUCCAUGCCAGAGAAUAAGGUUCAUCUGGUUGGAAGCUGGCGGACAGAGGUCGGCGAUUGUGACACAUUUGUGCAUAUCUGGGAAUACCAGCGCUACCAAGGCUACCAUGCCUCCCUACACUCCAUUUCUCACCACCCCGAGUUCCCGGAGUUUGACAAGAAGCUCAAGAGCUUGAUCAAGUCCAAGAAUACAUCUCUCAUGCAAGAAUUCUCGUUCUGGCCGACCACUCCUCCACGACAACUCGGCGGCGUUUUCGAGCUCCGAUCUUAUACCCUGCACCCUGGAAACCUGCUGGAGUGGGAGACUCACUGGAGGCGAGGUCUCAAGGCCCGACGAGAGGUCAUGGAAGGUGUCGGAGCUUGGUUUGUUCAGAUUGGCGACCUGAAUACGGUACACCACCUGUGGCAGUUUGCAGACUUGGAGGAGAGGAAGACUCGGGUCCGCACUCUCAACCCGGACUUUCUCCCGGACGAGAACCUCUGCUUGGGUCUUAUCAUCGCCGCCGUCUCCCCUCUCAUCGUGAGAUCUGCUGCCAUUACUACCUUCGAUGUGCGUACCCUCAGGAUGCGGACAUGUAACGAUCUAAUUCUAACAUACCCCUUUGACAAUGCGUGUGCCAACUCGAGUUACAUGGCCCUUUACGAGCUCAUUUCGUGGCGUACUAACAACCAAGGUGCUGCCGGGAUCAAGAGGUGCAAGCAGUGCAUAGCAGUGCUCCAGACCAUGCUUGAGGUUCUGGAGGGUUUCGUGGAGCUCGUCAAGCAGCCAUUCUAA
This is a messenger RNA of Phaeoacremonium minimum UCRPA7, 1275 nucleotides long. Its product is annotated as putative nipsnap family protein. The transcript has 4 exons. Gene Ontology annotation, cellular component: mitochondrion. Bases 1 to 1275 code for a protein of 424 amino acids. Lineage: Eukaryota; Fungi; Ascomycota; Sordariomycetes; Togniniales; Togniniaceae. The record is from RefSeq and is a predicted model, not a curated record.